This is a messenger RNA of Harmonia axyridis, 1270 nucleotides long. RefSeq lists its product as uncharacterized. The transcript has a single exon. The coding region runs from base 77 to 934 and encodes 285 amino acids. The record is from RefSeq and is a predicted model, not a curated record. NCBI's taxonomy places the organism in Eukaryota, Metazoa, Arthropoda, Insecta, Coleoptera, Coccinellidae.
AAGUCAUACACGUCGAAAGCAAGCAUCUCACAAGAAAUUUCUACAGUAUCUUACGCCUCUUAAUCGAUGUUAAAAGAUGAUCCUAAAAGUUAUUUGUGUGGUUGUGAUUCUGUCAGUUUCCCUGGAUGCUGUCCCUCCAGAUUACAGAUAUAAAACGCUGCAAGAUAACUCCCAGUGCAAGAUAGAAGCUAGGCUAGGGUUACCCACGAAGAAGGCUCCCAGCACCACAACAGAAACCGAAGAAAAUUUAGAUGACGAAGAGUUACCCGGGCUUCUCAACAACUUUUGGGCUGUCGAUAACCUUCCCAAGCAGUCGCCUUACGUUUCUGUAGUGAAACUGCCGGAUGUUUAUCUGGACCAGGACCGGCCUUGCCCAAUUUCCGACAUGAUGACCGUGGAGAAAUCGGAGAUUACCGAGGAGGCUAGAGAUCUGCACGCCCCGGAGUUCGGGGAGCGACCUCUGUAUGACCAAUCGAUGCAGAUGAUGGACAACGUGGGUAACAGGAACCUGCAGCAGCAAUAUCCGAGUUAUAUGCCACCACCAUACCCUCCAGGUACCUUGCUGACUUAUGAUUUUGAUUAUGACGGUGAUAACAACACCUUGCACCCUCAAGAGGAGGUUCAAAGCUGCCCUGAUCAGGUUUUGAAGGAGGAGGAACCGGAGAAACCAGCUGUUGUCGCAUCUACUGAAAAAGCUAAAGAAAUAACAAAGGCAACAACAGUUAAAGUGUCCACCACAACAGCUUGCGAUGUGACCACCACUGAAGCAGCAACAUCCACAACGCUGAAGCAGAAGGUCAAAGAGGUAUCUGAUGUUGAGACACUGCCUUCGGUUUCAACAGAAAAAGCAACACAUUUGUCGAUUAAAAGCGAGAAUGUUAUGAAGAUAUCUGCUUCACAUAAGAACGAGAAGAAGAAGAAAGAGAAGAGAUGAUAUUGAAGAGAUAAUAAUAUUAGAUUUACGUGAUAUGUAUGAUAUUUUCUAGUAUUUAAUUUAUUCACCUGAUAUGAUUCCUUGCUUUGUCAGUAUUUCCUUAUGUGUAAGUUAUUUAUUAUUGUGGAAAAAAUUACAAAUCUGAAUUAAAAAUUAAUGAGAUUGUCUUUUUGAGAUGAAAAUUUUGGUAUUCACCGAAUUAUGUAAAAAAUUCUAGAUAUGAAUUCCAUUGAAAAUUUACCUUGGAUAAGAUUAAAAUUAGGAGUUCUUCACAGGUUCAGUCAUCUCCUAUAUUGAAAUAGGGUGAAAUAAACCUCUAAAAUAUUGUGCAUAAAA